AUGACAUCAUGUAAUCUCAUGACCACUCCUAUGGAAACAUCUUCCAAACUUAGUGCUACAGGUGGUGCCCUUCUACCUGACGGCACUCUCUACCGCCAUCUUGCGGGCGCUCUACAGUAUCUCACAUUUACACGCCUCGAUAUCACCUAUGCCGUUCAACAAGUUUGUCUCUUCAUCCAUGCUCCUCGGGAACCUCAUUUUAAUUUCAUGACGCACAUUCUUCGCUACAUCAAGGGCACACUUGAUUUUGGUUUAUAUAUUAAAGUAUCAUCACAACAUAAUCUUAAGGCUUACUCCGACGCUGACUGGGGGAGUUUCCCUGAUUCUCGAAGAUCUACAUCUGGUUAUUGUGUUUUUCUUGGUGACAAUCUAGUUUCAUGGACUUCAAAGCUAUAA
Molecule: messenger RNA, 396 nt
Organism: Cynara cardunculus var. scolymus (artichoke)
Lineage: Eukaryota; Viridiplantae; Streptophyta; Magnoliopsida; Asterales; Asteraceae
Exons: 1
Coding region: 1-396 (131 amino acids)
Source: RefSeq, a predicted model, not a curated record